UCGUAAUAAUUCGGCUGCCCUGCUGUCUAAAAUCAGUUGACACGUGCAUGUCAGGGCGAUUGAGUGACGACAGCCUUCCUAAUAUUUUGUCAUCUUAAAGCGACAGGCGAGUCCUGAAAAGCACCAGUUCCCGAAGCCAAGUAUCUACAUCCUAUUUACAAGAACCUCUUCACUUUAAGCAGCUUCUCUAAGGAGCCUACGCCUGAGCUUGUAUCGAUGGCAACGGGGGAUUCCCAAGACGACGUGCAGUACGUACGGACUCUCAGUAAGCAGAGCACCGCCAAAAAUGUCACAACUGAAGAAAACAACAAUUGUUCUGAAGAAAAGGAUCUGCAAACGAUCUUUGAGAACUUGACUACAGCUGACGAAACAGAAAUGGAAGAAGAUGUGUCAGUAUUGUUGAAAUUUCGUCCUGUCGAUGCCCUAUUUUCCGAUCUCACUUUUCAACUCGUUGGUUCCAUGGAUGCGGAUUUGAUCUCUUUGACGACAUAUCUCAUUGAAAGUAACGGAGGUCGCGUGGUGUCAAACGGCGCCAAAUACAAGGUUACUACACCCGUCGUCCAUGCCGAAUUGCUCCCAGACGAUCCAAUUGGGCAAGCUGUUGUGAUCAACACAUUUUGGAUCGAGGACUGCAUCGAUGAGGAUUGUCUAGUGGAAAUUGAAAUCUAUCAUCAACCAAUCAAAUUCCAGAACUGUCAAAUAUUUGCAGGAUGUGUGGUGUCGUUCAGUGGGAUUCAAGGUCGACUGAGAGAUUUCCUUCAGUACUUGGUCGAUCAUCUUGGAGGCAAACAACAACAGUUCUUCUCUCGCAAAAUGGUCGAAGCUAAAGACGUUUACCCUUCCACACAUCUUGUAUGCCCCAAAGCUGAAGGAAGGAAAUAUGAAAAAGCCGUCAAGUGGGGAGUCCCUGUCGUUAACGCUGAAUGGAUUAUUGCAUCCGCCACUUCUAGUACUCGACUGAAGGAAACAGAUUUCGGGAUCUUUCGACCACCUGGUGAUCCUGCUGAAACACUCUCAGCUCCUACUUCAUUUUCAUCAAUUACUUUUGAUGCCCCCACGCCUGUUCAAAUGGGGCAACCAACGAUUCCUGUGAUACUCCCUGUCCUGACUGACUCGGCUUCAGAGGGCUUUUUACUGCAGACUUCUCAUGGUACACCACCGUGUUUACCAGAUGCAGUUAGCCGGAUAUCACAAAGGCCAAAUGCAUCGCAGAGACUAAACGAGUCGAAGAGGCCAAAUGCUUCACGGUACAGUGGCCAUUCUUUCCGGAUCAUGUUCUCUGGUAUGUCACAAGAAGAUCGGGACAGCUGUGUUCAAAUAAUCGAAGUGCUAGGCGGGAUUGCCAUCGAUGGCAAACAUUACGAUUCAACAUGCACUCACCUUGUAGUAGCAAAACUUGAGUGUAACGACAAGCUGAUGACAUCUAUCGCUGCUGGAAAAUGGAUUGUUCAUCCUGGAUGGAUCGCAAAGAGCGAGCAAACUUAUCACUUUGUCGAUGAGCGAAUAUUCGAGUGGGGCAAUCCUACGUCCAAUGAUUCCAUUUCCAAAGAAGAAGCCAGGAUUUCCGCCGCUGCUUAUUACUGGCGCACUAUUCGAAACCGUGGCCUUUCUACCGGCCCUUUUCAAGGCAUUAAGGCCGUACUUUACCUCCGCAAGAAGAACGAUGCCUUCCAGCAGUUGAUUGAAGCCGGCGGAGGAGAAGUGAUUGCUCCCGAAUUGGCUUUGGAGAAUGGAAAGACCAACCUCUGUGUCCUGGAUAGUCGUGAAAUUAACAAAAUUAAACUUCGUUUAUACGUCAGUAAAGGUAUCUAUUGCGUCCCACCCAAUUAUCUCAGGGACUUGAUCCUCGCCAAAGACAAUAAGUGCCAGUGGGCGGAAUGUGUUUUGCCAGAAUUUCUCCCCUUUUUAGACACCAUUCCUUCAACCCACAUUUAGUUAUUCUAUUGUCGUUAUCUGUUCCUAUAGCUGAUUUAUCUCGAAAUAGUGUCUUAACUUGUUCUUUAGCGUCAGCAAGAAUUAUUGAACCAGGUUGCGGUUUUUGAUUGGGUUACAAAAGACUUUUAACGAAUGUUUGUCGAGAGAAUUGCAUGCUGUUUGUUUUUUUAAGAAAAGAAAGUGAUGGGAACAAUUAUGUAGAUUCUCAAAAUAAUCCUCCGCGAGGGAAUCCGAAAUUUCUCUUUCAUUCUUGAUUGGUGACGUAGUGGU
Messenger RNA from Daphnia pulicaria, 2205 nucleotides. Its product is annotated as DNA topoisomerase 2-binding protein 1-like. The record is from RefSeq and is a predicted model, not a curated record. The transcript has 5 exons. The coding region runs from base 217 to 1935 and encodes 572 amino acids. Lineage: Eukaryota; Metazoa; Arthropoda; Branchiopoda; Diplostraca; Daphniidae. Gene Ontology annotation, biological process: DNA replication initiation; mitotic DNA replication checkpoint signaling; mitotic G2 DNA damage checkpoint signaling.